GGGGAAGAGAGCCAGCAUCAAUCACUAAGGUCGAAUUGGCUCGCUCUCCAUUCGCCCAUUUCAUUUGUCGUCAGAUCCAACCACCACCAGAAUCUCUCCUUCAGCCCACGAUGCUUGCCACGAGGUACGGCGCGCACUCACACGGCUGCUAUUAACUCAAUUGGCGCAACCAAUUGUAGCGAAUGAACUCGGUUUGCUAAUAUGUUCGCCAUGUAGAGUGCUACGAGCCGCCGCGGGCGGUCCCAAGCCCAACAUCACCGGCUUCAACAUGCGGGCGUUCCAAGCAUCAACCGGCCAGCCUCGAUACGAUCCCUGGGAGCGAAACGAGGCCUGGCGAUACCAGGGUCCCUAUACCCGCUGGAACCGUCUCAAGAGCGGUUUCCCCGGUCUCGGCAUCGCGACAGUCGCUUUCACCGCUUACUGCGGAUACGAAUACUUCUUCCUCGAGGACGAGCACCACCACGGUGAGGCGCAUGGAGAGGAGCACCACUAGAGUGCAUGGAUACGACGAUUGAGGGAGCAGAUUUAGCUGGAAUGCAACUAUCCAGAGGUGAGAAGUUUUGUACAUAUACCUCCCGCGGCGAGGACGGUGUUUGAUCAGAUUAUGGAACCAUCAAUCAAAAGAAAUAUCAAAACAAGAAGCAGGAGGACCUGCCUUUCUGACAUCAUCAUGAACUUGCUGUGGUAUUGGAACGAACUGGAAAGCCAAUACAUCGGUGGCGUGAAGAACUUUUGAACUGGAUAGGUAACAUUCCUUGUUGGUGACACUUUGUCCUACGAUUAUCACUCGAAUGCUAGGGCUUCCUUUUCUUUGUCAACUGCGAUGGUUAUCAGUGUGGAUGGUGUGAAGACUACUGGUGUCUAUGCUCACCCUACCAAUUAUCGGGUCGAUCGCUCAGUUACUUGUGAAGCUUACGGAGGUGUGCUUUGUUCCUCAAUGAGUAAAGCGGAAUGAGCAUGCAAGGUCCA
Molecule: messenger RNA, 969 nt
Organism: Fusarium odoratissimum NRRL 54006
Lineage: Eukaryota; Fungi; Ascomycota; Sordariomycetes; Hypocreales; Nectriaceae
Exons: 2
Coding region: 269-493 (74 amino acids)
Biological process (GO): mitochondrial respiratory chain complex I assembly; electron transport chain
Cellular component (GO): mitochondrion
Source: RefSeq, a predicted model, not a curated record